CCGGGGUUGGCAACCUCCAGGGGGCGCCUGGGCAGGCUAUAGCGGUGUGCUUGGUUGGGGUACAGAGCAGUUGAGAAGUGCUCUCAGCGUGGCCAGAUGCUGCUGCUCCGGUCUCUGCGGCUCACCAUGUCCCUCAGCCUCUUCCGGCGCCUCCUCCUGGCAGUCCUGCUACUGGUGACCAUCUGGACCCUCUUUGGGCCCUCCGGCUUCGGGGAGGAGCUGCUGAGCCUAUCCCUGGCGUCCCUGCUGCCAGCCCCAGCCUCACCGGGGCCGCCCCUGGCCCUGCCCCGCCUCUUGAUUUCCAACCCCCAGGCCUGCGGUGGCCCCGGACCCCCUCCCUUCCUGCUCAUCCUGGUGUGUACGGCCCCGGAGCACCUGAACCAGAGGAACGCCAUUCGGGGGUCUUGGGGCGCCAUCCGCGAGGCCCGGGGUUUCAGGGUGCAGACGCUCUUCCUCCUGGGAGAGCCUGUCGGACAGCACCUCCCCGACCUAGCCUCGGAGUCGGCAGCGCGGGAGGACAUCGUGCAGGCCUCCUUUCAGGAUUCCUACCGCAACCUCACCCUCAAGACCCUCAGCGGGCUGAACUGGGUGGAUAAAUAUUGUCCUAUGGCCCGCUACGUUCUCAAGACGGACGACGACGUGUAUGUCAAUGUCCCAGAGCUGGUGUCAGAGCUGAUCCAGAGAGGGGGCCCUUCAGAGCGAUGGCAGAAGGGCAGGGAGCCACAGGAAGAGCCCACAGCUGUCCACGAGGAGCACAGAGGCCAGACAGUCCCGCUUCUGUAUCUAGGCCGACUGCACUGGAGGGUGAACCCCAUCCGGACACCAGGCUCCCGGCACCAUGUGUCAGAAGAGCUGUGGCCUGAAACCUGGGGUCCUUUCCCACCUUAUGCCUCGGGCACAGGGUACGUGCUGUCCGCCUCUGCUGUGCAGCUCAUUCUGAGGGUGGCCAGCCAGGCGCCGCGUCUACCUCUAGAGGACGUCUUUGUGGGAGUGAGUGCAAGGCGAGGAGGCCUUGCCCCCACACACUGCGUCAAGCUGGCUGGUGCCACCCACUACCCCCUGGACAGGUGCUGUUACGGGAAAUUCCUGAUAACAUCCCACAAGGUGGAUCCCUGGAAAAUGCAGGAAGCCUGGAGGCUGGUGAGCGGACUGGAUGAGCAAAGGACUGAGCCCUUGUGUUCCUGGCUCCAGGGACUCCUGGGGAUCUUGAGGUGCCGGUUCAUAGCCUGGCUCAGCAGCAGCUGAGAGCCAGGGGCCACAGAAGAGCAUCUCAGGGACCUGUGCCCCACAGUCAGUGUGCACAGACUGCAGCUCCUCCCUGUGUGGUCCAUCUCCUCACAGCAGACUCUAACGCCACCCCAGGCAAGGAGAGAGAGACUUGGGGCCUGACACCUCCCGACAGUCAGUCACCCGGGAGGGAUAAACGCAGGAGGGUACCGGGAGACUGCUGUUCUCACCAGCUGGGACAAGAGCAAUAAACUCGUCUCUUCACCCCACAUGCAGGCUGUCACCUGUCUUCACCACGACCCCAGCACACCUGGAGAGCCCGGGGGCUCCAAUGCAGCUGCAUGCAAGUCCAUCUUGGACAGCCACUGGGGAUAAGGCUGAGGCAACCGUAGGUGUGGGGUAGGAAGAGAGGCAGGACAGUGAGCUGAGUCUAGAGUAGCCCCACGAGGAGAAAACAUCUACAGGACAUCCAAACACUCCCCCAACCUUGUUUAUACCCACCCAGCCAGCCAAGGUGAGAUACACAGCACACAGCAUGAGUUCCUACAGAUCUUUUUGAUGUUUUAUUUACAAAUCUGAUUUGUGUGUGUGUGUGUGUGUGUGUGUGUGUGUGUGUGUGUGUACUGUAUGCCACCCUGAAUGCACACUGGCCCAUAUGUACACAGAAAG
Messenger RNA from Peromyscus leucopus (white-footed mouse), 1896 nucleotides. RefSeq names its product beta-1,3-galactosyltransferase 4 (gene B3galt4). Gene Ontology annotation, cellular component: membrane. Gene Ontology annotation, molecular function: N-acetyl-beta-D-glucosaminide beta-(1,3)-galactosyltransferase activity. Bases 97 to 1245 code for a protein of 382 amino acids. The record is from RefSeq and is a predicted model, not a curated record. The transcript has 2 exons. Lineage: Eukaryota; Metazoa; Chordata; Mammalia; Rodentia; Cricetidae.